AUGAAUAUGAAUUUGUCAAUAUCACAACAAUUUUGGAAUAAAUUGUUCAUUCUGUUGAACAGUUGUUUCGUCAUAUUUGGCAUUGUUCUUCUUGUGUUAGGCAUCAAAGCACUUGAAACAGUGAACGAAUUCGCCAAAAUUUUGAGUGGGAUAACACCAGUUAUCAUUCCAACAGCAAUCUUCAUAGGAUGCCUCAUUCUAGUAGGUACAAUUAUUGGAUACAUUGGAUUUUGGAAACCGAAACAGUUCAUUAUCAUACUGCACAUUGCAUGUUUAUGUCUUGCAGUGAUAGUAGAGAUUUCCAUAGCCACAAUGACGGUUACAUCUGGAGAAAAAUUUCAAACAGCCGCUAAUCAUUCAGUGGUAAACGCUGUGAAACAAUUUUACACAAACCCUUAUCUUCAAAUGGAAAUGAAUAAACUGCAGAGAAAGUUCAAAUGUUGUGGUUCUACGUCAAAUCGGGAUUAUAUAAAAUCAAAUAUAACGAUACCAUUCUCCUGUUUUGUUGGUACUUUAGUUUAUGUACGAAGAUCAUCUUUGACGUUUUAUUAA
This is a messenger RNA of Schistosoma rodhaini, 552 nucleotides long. The record is from the annotation of a GenBank genome assembly. NCBI's taxonomy places the organism in Eukaryota, Metazoa, Platyhelminthes, Trematoda, Strigeidida, Schistosomatidae.